Messenger RNA from Sycon ciliatum, 4867 nucleotides. RefSeq names its product sushi, von Willebrand factor type A, EGF and pentraxin domain-containing protein 1-like. The transcript is spliced from 21 exons. The record is from RefSeq and is a predicted model, not a curated record. NCBI's taxonomy places the organism in Eukaryota, Metazoa, Porifera, Calcarea, Leucosolenida, Sycettidae. Bases 542 to 4201 code for a protein of 1219 amino acids.
ACUGUUCUGAAUCUGAGUGAACACAGCCUUUUUCGGAUCCACAGAUGGAAACAGCUCGUGUGUUCAUGGUGUGGAAGUCCAGAAGCCACCUGGCCAGCUCCAAAGGUAUUGCAGGCAGAGAUGGAAAGGUGCUCAGUUUUUUGGCAGCCGAGGAAUUAUGUACUUCCAUCAGCGCUCUGCUCACCGAAAUAUUGGUCGCGGAUAUGCAGUCGUUACAAUCUGCUGGUUACGGCUGAGUGAACUAGUUCAUGCGUGAAUGAACGGCGCAAGAAGACUACGUCUGUCCAAUGUGUUGUUUGAUGUGUCGAAGAAGCAAGCCAGUUGUCUCGGUCGCAGAACAAGCGCCAAAAGUUGACCAAGAAAAAUGAAUCCGGUUAGUGGAGGAGCUGUUUCUCUGCGUCGCCUAUACUGUAUGCCACUGCAAACAUUGCUGUCAAAACAUUUCCAACACCUUUCUCUUGUAUGCUGAAGGUGGUGUUCGUUGUCCAGCGAAUUCUGCAGUGCCCGAGGAAUAGGGCGACUCCAGAAAGAGUGAGUCACUAUGGCGUGGCGAGCAGCAAUGGUCCUAAUUGCGUUCCUGGCGCUGGCAGCGGAUCGUCAGUGCUGUGGGAGUGAAGAUGUGACCUUUGAACAGAAUUGUAUAAGUGGAGACUUGCAAAACACACCCACCACUACACCAAGCAAUGCCUUUCAGCAGGCAAUGCAGACAAACACAUUCAAGUUUGAUGCAACGUCAAAAAAGUGUGUUAUCACUUCCCAAUAUAAAUGCAACCCUGGAUAUGGUUUCAGGAAAGGCAGUGCCCAGAAUUGGGGUCAGAAAAUCAGGUUCGAAUCAAAUGAUGGCAUUGAGUGGACUGUUCAGAAGGAAUGUACUGAGAUCACUACAUAUUGCCCAGAGCCUGAAAGUGUGCUGAAUGGAAUGAUGGUUGACACUGACAACACUGGCCGUAUACUAGGUUCAACACGUACAUUCCGGUGUCAAGAUGGAUACAUGCUGGGAGCUGAAAGUAAUGCUGUCAUAACAUGUAUUGAAGAUAUGGUCAGAACGGGGCUCUGGACACAGCUUCCUGUGUGCGAAGAGAUCACUACAUAUUGCCCAGAGCCUGAACGUGUGCUGAAUGGAAUGCUGAUUGACACUGACAACACUGGCCGUACACUAGGUUCAACACGUACUUUCCGGUGUGAGGGUGGAUACAAGCUGAAAGCUGGAAAUAAUGCUUCCAUCAGAUGUGCUAAAAACAUGUCCAGAACAGGGCUCUGGACACAGCUUCCUGUGUGUGAAGAGAUUGACUGUGGAGACCCAGAACAGGUUGCCAAUGGCCAACAUGCUCUCACCUCUACUGUUUAUGACAGCCGUGUUGGCUACUCAUGUGACAGUGGUUAUGAACUGGUCGGGGAUGCCAGUGUCAGGUGUCUGCUGAAUGGACAAUGGAGCAGCCCAGUACCACAGUGUGUCCCAAUCACGUGUGCUGACCCAGGCAAGCCAAUGUUCGGUAGUCGUGAGCUGGAGGGACUGGUCUACCAGAACCGUGUUGACUGGGCUUGCAACGAGGGUUACAACCUUGUAGGAUCACUGUCUGCUAUCUGCCAGGCCGAUCGUACCUGGACCAGCCAUGUACCUCGAUGCGAACGGAUAUUUUGUGAAGAUCCUGGUCAACCUACUAAUGGUCGAUAUACACACAACGGAUUUGAGUUUGGAAAGACUGUAAGAUACACUUGUAAAACAGGUUAUGAGAUGCCACAAGGUACACUCACAGUGACAUGUAUAGGAACUGGACAAUGGUCUCAAGCCAAGCCUACAUGCCAACGUAUUAGCUGUCCACAACUCGAUUCACUUGCCAAUGGUGAAUCCAGACGUACAGGUGUGAGAUACCAGGAUACAGUAACUUAUGAAUGUAGUACAGGAUAUUUCAUGGUGGGUCAUCCAACUGGUACUCUGACAGCAACGUGUAUGGAAACCAAGGCAUGGUCUCAGCCUAAACCCGAGUGUCAACGUAUAUUUUGUGUAGAUCCUGGUCGACCUACUAAUGGUCAAUAUGUACGAAACGGAGUUGAGUAUGGAAAGACAAUAAGAUACACUUGUAAGACAGGUUAUAAGAUGGAGAACAUACCAAGUGGUACACUCACAGUGACAUGUGUAGGAACUGGACAAUGGUCUCAAGCCAAACCUACAUGUCAACGGAUAAUUUGUGAAGAUCCUGGUCAACCUACUAAUGGUCAAUAUGCACAGAGAGGAUUUGAGUAUGGCAAGACUGUAAGAUACACUUGUAAAACAGGUUAUGAGAUGCCACAAGGUACACUCACAGUGACAUGUAUAGGAACUGGACAAUGGUCUCAAGCCAAACCUACAUGCCAACGUAUUAGCUGUCCACAACUCGAUUCACUUGCCAAUGGUGAAUCCAGACGUACAGGUGUGAGAUACCAGGAUACAGUAACUUAUAAAUGUAGUACAGGAUAUUUCAUGGUGGGUCAUCCAACUGGUACUCUGACAGCAACGUGUAUGGAAACCAAGGCAUGGUCUCAGCCUAAACCCGAGUGUCAACGUAUAUUUUGUGUAGAUCCUGGUCGACCUACUAAUGGUCAAUAUGUACGAAACGGAGUUGAGUAUGGAAAGACAAUAAGAUACACUUGUAAGACAGGUUAUAAGAUGGAGAACAUACCAAGUGGUACACUCACAGUGACAUGUGUAGGAACUGGACAAUGGUCUCAAGCCAAACCUACAUGCCAACGGAUAAUUUGUGAAGAUCCUGGUCAACCUACUAAUGGUCGAUAUACACACAACGGAUUUGAGUUUGGAAAGACUGUAAGAUACACUUGUAAAACAGGUUAUGAGAUGCCACAAGGUACACUCACAGUUACAUGUAUAGGAACUGGACAAUGGUCUCAAGCCAAGCCUACAUGCCAACCCCGACAAUGUCCCACUCCAGGAAAACCUGACUCCGGACAAUAUCGUGUAGCACGGCAAGGGCAAUAUGUCUCGAGACCUUUCCAAUAUGGUGACACUGUUUUAUGGUUUUGCAAUAAAGGAUUCACAGGAAAUACCCGUGCUGUAUGCCAGGCAGAUGGUAGAUGGAGCAAGAACACACCAACCUGUACACGUAUAAGUUGCCAAGACCAAGGACGGCUUGUCAAUGGAGAUAGCACAUCGACAGGUCAACAAUUUGGUAGUAGAGUAACAUAUCGAUGUCAUAAAGGCUUCUACAUGGAGGGUUCUACAAGUGGUGUUGUUACUACACGAUGUUUAUCCGACACAAGGUGGUCUCAUGAUAAACCCACUUGUUUGCCCCGGGCAUGUCCUGAUCCAGGCAGUCCUACAUUUGGUGCCUUCUCUGUUCAAAUGGGAGUACAGCGUGCCAGUCUGACACCCUACCUGUACAACGACACUGUCACAUGGACAUGUUAUAUCGGCUAUUCUACUACUCAACCUACUACUGCUGUGUGUCAGGCUAAUGAAAGAUGGAGUAACAACCGCCCAGGCUGCCAAAGGAUAACAUGUGGAAAUCCUGGUCGACCUGAAAAUGGCCAGGUUACGUCUAACGGAUUUGAUUAUGGAAAGACUACAGUAUACACUUGUAACCAAGGUUAUGAGAUGCAGAACAUACCAAGUGGUCAACUCACAGUGACAUGUACAGGAACUGGACAAUGGUCUCAACCCAAACCUACAUGUCUACCCCGCCAAUGUCCCAUUCCAGUAACACCAACAUCUGGACAGUAUUAUGUAGAACGGCUAGGACAGCGUCUCUGGAGACGAGGUCCUUUCCAAUAUGGUGACAUUGUUAGAUGGGUGUGUGAUACAGGAUUCACAGGGAAUACCGAUGCUGUAUGUCGAGCAGAUAGUACAUGGAGCAAGAACACACCAACCUGCACACGUAAAAGCUGUGCUGACCCUGGUGCACCUACCAAUGGUAACUACACAGUGACUGGCUUGAAGUACGAGGAUACAGUUACGUACACCUGCAGACUUGGCUAUGACAUGCAGAAUCAUCCAAAUGCUUCUCUUACUGGAGUGUGUAUGGCCAACAGGAUGUGGUCCCGUACAAAACCCACAUGCGAGAGCAUUAGGCGCAAUUCAAGCAAUGCAAAGCUCGUUACUCGGAUGAAACAAGAGGUCCUCAGCACAUAUGGGAGCAUCCUCCAGGCAUUAUCGGAUCUUCAAGUCGUUGUGACCAAUUCUGCUCAGAAAAUGCUAUCAUGGAGCUAGUCACACCCGGGCAUUGCCCUGUAAGCCAUCUCUCAAACGUUUGAAUAUUUUCGGAGCAAUGUCACAGUCCACUCUGCCACCCACAGCACUCUCCAGAGUGUAUCAGUUUAUGCACAGUAGUGGCACGUCACCACAUAAUCCAUGCACAGUAGUCACACGUCACCGCAUAAUCCAUGCACAGUAGCCUAUACACUGUAACCACACUCCGUCUGAUAGUCUACACAGCAUAUUCUUAGUUUUGCUUGUAUCAUGUGAGUGCACCAUGUCUGCUCAUAGUCUCACACCUGCAAACAUUCUAAGUACUGUAGUUUCGUUAGAAAAAAAAGAUAAUAUACACAAUCGGUUUUGUUCCAUUUCUAAAAGCUAUUCACUUUAUUUCAAUUUCGCACCACUCUCGCAGAAUCUCAAAACCUUCAACGGUGUUUAGUUUUUAGCCUGUCUAUUCUUAUGAAUAUGUUUGCUUCAUUUUGAUUUCGUUUUCUAUCGUUUGAGGCAGUGCAAUUCGUGUAUCUUGUGUUGAAACUGCUGUUGUUUGUUUCUUUGCACCUAUCGGGAUUUGCAGAAGCAUACAUAGGAAGUACAAUGAACAGUUUGGCGACAAGGAGACAAAUUUUAAUCCGAAUCGAUAAAGAAUAUGCACAGUCAUUCUAUGCAAUCAUGCAUCUA